This is a messenger RNA of Rhinichthys klamathensis goyatoka, 3562 nucleotides long. RefSeq names its product huntingtin interacting protein 1 (gene hip1). NCBI's taxonomy places the organism in Eukaryota, Metazoa, Chordata, Actinopteri, Cypriniformes, Leuciscidae. The record is from RefSeq and is a predicted model, not a curated record. Gene Ontology annotation, cellular component: presynapse; clathrin-coated vesicle; actin cortical patch. The coding region runs from base 371 to 3412 and encodes 1013 amino acids. The transcript is spliced from 31 exons. Gene Ontology annotation, biological process: endocytosis; actin filament organization; clathrin coat assembly. Gene Ontology annotation, molecular function: clathrin-cargo adaptor activity; phosphatidylinositol-3,4-bisphosphate binding; clathrin light chain binding.
UCAGUGUAUGAAGAACUCCUCCUUUAGCAUUACAAUCUGUGUUUUGUGGUCCGUACAUGUCACAUAAUAUUUAGCCCAUCGUCUAGCGUUUCCGUUUAACGUUUAUGACACACGCUCUUUAGGCAGGCAGUGGCUUUUCCAGAGCGUUCUUGAGAGUCCAGCCAUCUGCCAAUCGGAUCUUCAGCGCGCGAGGGGGAAAUACGAGAACGGGAAAGAAAAGGAGAGAGAGACUGUUCGAUACUGAACCGGACACAUGUUGAGUUAGCGGACCGUUCCUGCUCCCUCCGCCUCCCUCAGCGGAUUCGCAGUCUGCUUUUGAUUCCCGAGCAGGGAAACGGUUCACCUUCCCUUCCAUAACCCCGUUUGAACUAUGGACUCGAAUAAAAUGGCAGUGAGCAUCAACAAAGCCAUCAACACACAGGAGGUUGCUGUCAAAGAGAAGCAUGCCAGGACGUGCAUAUUGGGCACGCAUCAUGAGAAAGGGGCUCACACAUUCUGGCUUGCAGUUAACCGCCUGCCCCUUUCCAGCAAUGCGGUGCUCUGCUGGAAAUUUUGCCACGUCUUCCACAAGCUGCUGAGGGACGGCCAUCCAAGCGUCAUUAAGGACUCCAUGCGGCACAAGGCUGACCUGAACGACAUGAGCAGGAUGUGGGGUCAUCUGAGUGAAGGCUAUGGGAAGUUGUGCAGCAUCUACCUCAAACUGCUCAUUACCAAAAUGGAGUUUCACAUCAAAAAUCCUCGUUUCCCAGGCAACCUUCAGAUGUCAAACAGACAGCUUGAUGAGGCGGGUGAGAACGACGUCAAUAAUUUCUUCCAGUUAACGGUGGAGAUGUUUGAUUACUUGGAGUGUGAGCUGAAUCUAUUCCUCGGCGUGUUCAGCUCGCUGGAUAUGUCUCGUUCCGUGUCAGUGACUGCAGCGGGUCAGUGUCGUCUGGCCCCUCUUAUACAGGUCAUUCUGGACUCUAGUCAUCUGUACGACUACACCGUCAAACUGCUCUUCAAACUCCACUCCUGUCUGCCAGCAGAUACUCUGCAGGGCCACAGGGAUCGCUUCCAGGAGCAGUUUAAGAAGCUGAAGAGUCUGUUCUAUCGCUCCAGUAACCUGCAGUAUUUCAAGAGACUGAUUCAGAUCCCACAACUUCCUGAGAAUCCGCCAAACUUCCUGCGGGCAUCAGCCCUGUCCGAGCACAUCAGUCCAGUGGUGGUGAUUCCAGUGGAGUCUUCGUCCCCUGAAAGUGAACAUGUAGUAGAGACAGAAGACCUAGUGGACACAGACAUCCCACCUUUACCGAGCGUUGUGGACAGCAAAUUCGACGACUUUUUCGGCACCUCGGCUGCCACAGACCCGUUCAACUUCAGUCAGAACGGCAUGCGCAAAGAUGAGAAAGACCGUUUGAUUGAGCAGCUCACAGCAGAGCUACAGGCCCUGAAAGAGGAGCUGGAGUCCUUCAGAUUGGAGAGUGGCCGUCUUUGUCAAGCACUACGAGGGCGUGUGAACGAGCUGGAGGCGGAGCUUGCAGAGCAGACUCACCUGAAGCAGCAGGCGCUGGGUGAGAGCGAGUUCCUGAGGGUGGAGCUCGACGACCUGCGCAGGGUCAAAGAGGACACAGAGAAAGAGCAGCGCAGCCUGAGCGAAAUCGAGAGAAAAGCACAAGCAAAUGAGCAACGCUACACCAAGCUAAAGGAGAAAUACACAGAGCUGGUCCAGAGCCAUGCUGACCUGCUGAGGAAGAACGCAGAGGUGACACGUCAGAUGACGGUGGCCCGUGCCGCCCAGGACGAGGUGGAGAAUGUGAAGAAAGAGAUGCAGGACAAAUUGAAAGCCGCUCAGGACUCUACCAGUCAGCAGGAGAAGGCUCAGUUAGAGCAGCUUCAAGCUCUACAAGCCGAGCUCAUGUCCAGCAGAACAGAACUAGAGACCCUGAAGAGUACCGUCACCUCCACCCAACAGUCAAGUGAGCAGCUCAAUACUCAGCUGUCUGCUUUAGAGGCGGAGAAGGCGGGGCUUUUGGAGACUGUAUCUCAGAAAGAGGCGGAGUUGGCAGGUUUGGGGGUGGAGUUAAAGCGUGUACAGAGCAGUCUGACCAAUGAGAGAGAGAGUGGUGUGAAAGCUGCUGAGGCCCUGCAAAACCAACUCAAUGAGAAGGAGAGUCGUGAGCAGGCUCUGGAGAGCGAGUUGGUGUCCCUGCGCUGGGCGGCUCUGCGGGCAGCUCUAGAGGAGGCGGGAAGGAUUGUACAGGACAGCCUGAAUCAGCUGGAGGACCCCGCACACAUCAGCUGCACCAGUUCGGCCGAUUACCUGGUGUCCAGGUGCCAGGUGGCUCUGGACUGCGUGGAGAGGCUGCAGUCGGCCAGAGACGGCUUUGUAUCAGAUAACACAGAUGUGUCUGGACUGGUCCGGGCAGUGACUCAGUUUGCUCACCUGGUGGGCGAUGUCAUCGUGCAGGGAAGCGCCACCUCCCACAUGGUGCCAGUGGAACUAGCUGACGCUUUGGCAGACAACGUGAAGGCGUGUGGCGCGGAGGCAAUGGCGCUGCUUUGCCAGCUUAAGGAGCAGAAGUCUAUGGGGACGGCAGACUGCAGCCGGCUGACGUCGGCACUGGAUACCGUAAUGGCGUUGGGUGAAAAGUUGCGUCCUCGGGGUCUGGAACUGAAGCAAGGGGAGCUGGGAGAUCUGGUGGAGCAGGAGAUGUCAGCCACAUCAGCAGCUGUGGAGUCGGCUGCCGCCAGGAUUGAGGAAAUGCUCAAUAAGUCCAGGGCAGUUGACACAGGAAUCAAAAUGGAAGUCAAUGAAAGGAUCUUGGCAUCCUGCACAGAUCUCAUGCAGGCCAUCAAAGUGCUCGUGCUGUCCUCCAAAGACCUGCAGAGGGACAUUGUGGAGAGCGGCAGGGGGGCCGCAUCUAUGAAGGAGUUCUACGCCAAGAAUUCCCGAUGGACGGAAGGUCUCAUUUCCGCCUCCAAGGCCGUGGGCUGGGGCGCCACCAUGUUGGUUGAUGCAGCUGAUCAGGUGGUGCAAGGCAAGGGAAAGUUUGAGGAGCUGAUGGUGUGUUCGCAUGAGAUCGCUGCCAGCACGGCUCAGCUAGUUGCGGCAUCUAAGGUAAAAGCAGACAAGGGCAGUACAAACCUUUCCCGCCUCCAGCAGGCCUCCAAAGGGGUCACCCAGGCCACUGCAGGGGUCGUGGCGUCAACAAAGUCCGGCAAGUCUCAGAUCGAGGAUACAGAAACUAUGGACUUUUCCGCAAUGACACUCACUCAGAUCAAGAGGCAAGAGAUGGAUGCACAGGUGCUGGUGUUGGAGCUGGAGACCCGGCUGCAGAAAGAAAGGGAGCGACUUGGGGAACUGAGGAAGAAGCAUUACAAGCUCGCUGGCGUCGCAGAGGGCUGGGGAGGGGAGGACGAGGGAACGGGAUGAGACUUGUCGUGUUCUGCGCAGCGGCCCUACAGACGGGGCGCUUGACGUCUUCAUAUACACACUAUCUUUCCCUUCUCCCUUUUUAUUGUACUUUUUAACUCUUUUGAUUUCUUUUAUUGUACAUUUAAGCCAAAUAAAAGGUGCUUUUUU